AUGGCUUCCGCAGACUCUUCCCUUAGGUGGAAACACCUCCACAAGGUAUUAACUAGGCCGGGACCAUUCAGCGAUGAAGACUGGGUGCCCGGUCCAGAGACCAUUGGUGCUUUGGAGACAUCAAAAAUCCUAGUUAUCGGGGCUGGAGGUUUAGGAUGUGAGAUCCUGAAGAACCUUGCUUUGUCAGGCUUCAAGGAUAUCCAUGUUAUUGAUAUGGGCAAGUCUUUCCCCUAUCACUUUUUUUUAUUUCGUCAAUCUGACAUCGGCAAACCUAAAGCCGAGGUUGCCGCGGCUUUCGUAGAGAGACGAGUCAAAGGUGUCAAAAUUACACCUUAUGUAGGGAAGAUUCAAGAUAAGGAUGAGGAUUACUACAUGCAGUUCAAGAUAGUCGUUUGCGGUCUCGAUAGCAUAGAAGCGAGACGAUGGAUCAAUGCCACCCUUAUUGGCAUGGUUGAUCCUGAGAACCCUGAGAGCCUGAAGCCUCUCAUUGAUGGAGGAACUGAAGGCUUCAAAGGGCAAGCGCGUGUUAUUCUACCAACCCUGUCGUCGUGCAUUGAAUGCCAGCUUGACAUGCACGCACCCCGCCCUGCGGUUCCGCUGUGCACAAUUGCGACUAUCCCUCGGCAGCCCCAACAUUGUAUCGAGUGGGCGCACCAGAUCGCCUGGCAGGAAAAGCGCAAGGACGACCCAUUCGAUAGUGAUGAUCUUGACCACAUUGGUUGGGUGUAUAAUGCAGCUCUUGAGCGAGCAAAGCAAUUUCAUAUUCACGGAGUCACCUUCCAGAUGACCCAGGGUGUAGUCAAGAACAUUAUUCCUGCAAUCGCCUCCACAAACGCCGUCAUUGCCGCUGCGACAACAUCUGAGGCAUUAAAAAUCGCCACAUCGUGCAACCCGUACCUUGAUAACUAUAUGAUGUACGCCGGUGAAGAAGGUGUGUACACAUAUACGUUCGAGGCUGAAAAGAAACCGGAUUGCCCUGUCUGUGGCAACCUCGCGCGAAAUAUGACCGUUGAUCCGGACAUGACCCUACAAGAGUACAUCGACACUCUUGGCGACCUGCCGGAAGCUCAGCUUAAGAAGCCUAGCAUGAGAACGGAAGAAAAGACCCUCUACCAGCGUUUCCCCCCCCAAUUGGAGGAACAGACCAGGGUCAAUCUGAACUCUAAGCUUAGGGAUUUAGUAGAAGACGGGCAAGAGAUAGCAGUCAGCGACCCCGCUUACACCAUCGAUUUCCGCUACCGGUUGUUGUUCAAAUAA
Messenger RNA from Aspergillus nomiae NRRL 13137, 1257 nucleotides. RefSeq names its product NEDD8-activating protein UBA3. Gene Ontology annotation, biological process: protein neddylation. Gene Ontology annotation, cellular component: nucleus; cytoplasm. Gene Ontology annotation, molecular function: NEDD8 activating enzyme activity. The transcript is spliced from 6 exons. The coding region runs from base 1 to 1257 and encodes 418 amino acids. The record is from RefSeq and is a predicted model, not a curated record. NCBI's taxonomy places the organism in Eukaryota, Fungi, Ascomycota, Eurotiomycetes, Eurotiales, Aspergillaceae.